AGAAAGGCUAAGGAAGAGGCUGAAAGAAAGGCUAAAGAGGAAAAUGACCGUAAAAUAAAACUAGAAGCUGUUCAAAAAGCCAAAAAAGAGGCUGAAGCUAAAAGGGUUAAAGAGGAAGCUGAAAGAAAGGCUAAGAAAGAGGCUGAAGCUAAAAGAGCUGAAGAAGAGGCUGACCGUAAGGCUAAAGAGAAAUCAGAUCUUAGGAUUAAGAAAGAAGAAGAGUCUAAAAGAGCUAAGGAAGAGGCUGAUAUUAAGGCUAAGGAAGAGAAAGAACAAAAGGCUAAAGAGGAAGCUGAAGCUAAGAGAAUUGAAGAAGAAGCUGAAGCUGAAAGAGCCAGGGAGGAAGCUGAAAGAAAAGCCAAGGAAGAAGAAGCCAAGCAGAUAGAAGAAAAAAAGAGCAAUGAUAGUUUAGCAGAAAAUGCACUAUCUCUGUCUAAAAAUAAUGUUUCAUCUAAAUUUUUUAAAAUGUUCGGACGUCUUAACCGUAUUGUAGGCUGCUUAUUCAGAAUAAUUAAGAUGGCUUUCAUCAUUACUUUCUUUACUCUACUAAUAUUUACAGCGAUUAUAUACAUCCUAAGAGUACUUCAUCUGAAAAGAACAAAGAUCAACGAAUACAAAGACUAUUUGGUGGACAGAAUCUACAAAAAGAGCAAAAAUGUUCUGCCAAUUGACACGAUCAAAGAGCUAAGAGCCCAGCACCCUAUUCUCAGCAAUCUGGAGUGGAAGAUACUAUGUAAAAAGAUUUUAUUAGACGGGAACAUUCGGUUGACAAAAGUAUUUAGAGGAUUUAAAGAGGAGCCUGCUUGGAUUUGGGUUGGCGAUGAUUAA
Messenger RNA from Nematocida minor, 828 nucleotides. RefSeq lists its product as uncharacterized. NCBI's taxonomy places the organism in Eukaryota, Fungi, Microsporidia. The record is from RefSeq and is a predicted model, not a curated record. The annotation marks the transcript as partial. The transcript has a single exon.